CGAUAACGCAGCGUGCCAUGUUUUCGUCAGGCGCCGCCGUGGACGCGUCCGCGUCGAAGGUGAAGAAACGUGACUGGCUCAAUGUUGGCCAAACCUAUGCGGAUACAUACAUCAGUGACGACGAUGACGACAGCGACGACGACCAUGCUGUUCCAGCAGCAUCCCGCGAGGUCGUGACAGCGCGGACAGAGAAAAAAAAACCCGACGUAACCACUAGAAAGCCACAUCCCCCUCCGAAGCAAAACGCCGUGUUUGAAAUCGAUCGCGGAGGCGACAAGAACAACCUCUUCUACGGCACUCUCGCUGACAAGGACAUACCAAGGUACCACCUCGUGAAGCGUCGGCGUAAACACAUGGACGACUCGACAUCGGCCGUGCGCUACUUUGACCCGACCCUCAGGCAACCCCGUCAUUCCCGUCGGGUGAACUUUGCAGAAAGAGCGACCACCGCCGUCCCUCCGUUCGACGUGGCCGCUCCGUUCAUCUCAGUCGAGCCAUUUGCUGACGUUGAAGAAGACGAUGCCCAGACGGACAACCAACGGCUGGAAGCGCUCGUGAUGGCGGAAAACAAGCGGUUCAACGAAGCCCUCCGACAGACCCCCUCUAAUGUCUCGUUGUGGAUCAAGUACAUGGCAGCGCAGGAGCGCGAAGGCGGCGCGUUCGUGCGCCACAAGCUUAAGCAGCGGUCGGCGGUGCUGGACAAGCAGCUCGCGAUUUUGCAAAAAGCCAAAGCGGCCAACCCCACGUCCGUCGAGUUGCACGCCAUUACGUGGCUCAUGUGUCUGCAAGCUCCAGAAGAACUGGCCAGUCGACUUGAGCAACACCUGCUCACGGCCCCCGACAGCGAACUGCUAUGGCUGCUGCUUAUCCAGCAAACCCAGCAGCAGUUUAGCUCGUUUUCCCUGCCCAAGAUGCGAAACCUGUACGCCAGACUCAUCCAAACCCUCCAGCUGUCCACCCAACCCGACGUGAGCGCGAGCCUGGUGCUAUUCUACACCCAGCUCUGCUCGCUUGAGGCCAAGGCCGGGUACACGGAGCGAUCCGUCGGGCUCAUGCAGGCGCUGCUCGAGUUCAACCUGGGCAUGCCCCGUGCGUUCGUGCUCGGAUCGAACGCCGCAUCGUUAGAUGAGCUCAAGCACGAGUUUCAAGCGUUUUGGGAGCUCGACUUGCCCCGGUUUGGCGAAGCAGGACAUGUGACGUGGGCGGCGUGGCACUCGGCAAAAGAAGCAGCUACCGCUGCCCCCACGACAACCCCCGGCGACCACCACCUGACGUACGCGUCGGACUUGUUGCCGUCGAUGCAAAAGUACAUGCACACACUAGAGACCCGCGUCCAGCACGAAGUAGUGGCCAUGCAACCGCCAGUGCACUUGAACAAUCACCUGUCUUGUCGGCAUCACCACCAGCCUAGCCACGUCGUUGAAGGUGAUGCCAGUCGUAGUAGCCAAGCACAAGACACUCGGGAUGAGUAUGUGUGGAGUAACUUGCACGGGUACCGCAUUCCAAUCCAAGACGCUCAAGACUCGGCCGAGUACGAGCGCAUUCUGCACGAACUCCAGUCAAAUCGGCCACCCAAGGUGAAGAACACGGUAGCCAAGCAGGCCAAUAUGGUGGCGGAUCGCGACGAGCGGAUGGACGCGGCGGUGGUGGCGGACGACGACCCGCAUGUGCAACUGCUUCAAGAAGAAACGAUUCUGCAUGCGACGCAAUGGCAUCCGCUGCACCCCCGCGACCCUACCCACGCUUCCUUCAUCCAAGCCCAGCCAGACCGCGUGCUCUUGUUUGACGAAAUCCAACCGUUCUUGUUUCACGUGCCCGACACGUGGCACCGCGACCUGUUGCUGUCAUACUUGGACCAGGUCGGCGUCAAGUCGUCGGCGCGGCUGUCGUCGCAGGUGCUGCAGUGGCAGUAUCAGGACGACGUGUUCCCUUGGUUUAACGACAUGGUCACGACCAGCUGUCAAACGUUCCAGAACCAUGUGCCGCCGACGCCGGGUAUCGAUCGCUUGGCCUUGUUGCAGAAUGUCCUCCAUGAUGCGCUGGCGAUUUCCCCCGAUACCCUCGCCGACCCGUCGAAAGCGACGCACGUGCGUCAUCUGCUGUGGCAAACGCACCAAUAUGACCUUCUCAUGGAGUUUGAAACCAAGCUGGCGAUGCAUAUCAGUCUCCCGGACGCCCCGCGGGCGCUGGCCAAGCAGCUGCUCGCCGCCGCCCCCACCGACAUGACGCUGUGGGAGCAGUACGCCAUCAUGGAGUGGCGGCUGCAAAAUGCCAAGCAGGUCGUCCGCAUCUGCGACAGGACCGUCGAGUCGCUCCCGUCGACGUCCGUCGAACAGCAUCGGUUCCUAUAUCUCCGGUUCCGCGCCCAGAUAAUGGCCGAGCUGCCGUGGACGGAUCGGUCCGUCUGGUGCUGCGUGUACAUUGUGGCCAAAGCGUUUUUCCCCGAGAGCGUGCCAGAGCCGGUAGCUAAAGCGUGUAAAAAAGUCGAGAAAGCCAUGACGAACGAGUAUGCGGCCAUGGUGCCGGCGGCCGCGCUGCGACUAGUCCGCUUCCGAUUGCAGGCGCAAUUAGACCAAGCGCUGCUCACGACCUCCACCCCCUCGUCGUCGUCGUCUUCCCAGCUUCCGAUCCUGCCGUACGUCGUCUACACCCACGCGCUUGUCUUGUACGCCGUUGAAGGGCUCUCGUCUGCGACAAAGUGCUUUCGCAAGUGGAUCGAUAUGGCCAAAUCCAAUUGCCAGCAGCACUCGCGCACGUUGGCGCCGGAUGCGUGGCGACGAGUGAUGGAGUGGCUCGUGGCUGCGUAUCUGGACUUUCUUUUGCGCACGGGGGGCGGUCGGCAGUCGCCUCGACAGUGGCGCCACGUCACACAGUUGGCCAUGCAGUUGGCGCCAGACCACCCCGUGUUUGUCCACUUGUUUGUCGACGCCGAGCAAAACAACGCGAUGAGCCAGCAAGUGCGCCGCCAAGUGCAGGCCGCCGUGGCCUCCAGUCGAUUGCAUUUCGAUGCCGCGUCCCCCAUGGUGUACUUGAUGGGACUUAUGGGCGAAGUGCAUCGCUUGAAGACUGCCAACGAGCUGGACGUGCGCGAGUCGUGCUGUGCACUGCAUGAAUGGGGACCCGUGGCCAUCGGCCGCAUUCGGCGGCUCUUUGAAGACGCGAUGGAUGACACGUCCAGCUGGCGAUCCCAUGGGUCGGCUUUGCUGUGGCGCCUCUACCUUCGCUUUGAAGUCCACGCCGGCCAAGUCCAAGCCGCGAUCAAAGUGUUUUACCGAGGUAUUCACAAAUGUCCAUGGAGCAAAGCGCUGUAUCUGGACAGCGUGCGCAUCCUGCGGCCGUACCUGUCGGACCAACACAUGGCGGACAUCGUCGGGUUGGUUGUGACCAAAGAGCUCUACCUUCGGUACGAAGGUGGCGAAUAGUAUCGUAGAAUAGUUGAUUAGUAGUACUAGUAAAGGCUAUUAAAUCACGCCAGGUACAAAUACUGCCUGGACAUGCGUCUUGUACGUGGUCCAGUCGUCGCCGUACUUUUCGCGGCAACUCGUGUCAUCACGGACCGCGCGAUGCACGAGCAGAAUGGCAAAGUAGAUGGCGUAGUAGUACGGCAUGAUGCUUGCGCUGCCAGUGUACGCACACCACGCCUACAAAUAUAUAUAUAUCAAACGUUAUACAAAUCGACACAGACAAUCGACCGACCAAUCAAAAGCUAGAAAACGAUGUCAAUUAGCCAAUCAAAUACACUCCUGGAACAUCCAUCGAAAUAGUGUGAGACUAUCCAUAGUGUGAGCACACAUAUCGUACGUACAACAUUCCGCACAAAAACUCGACUGAUAUGGAUUUGGUGAAUCAGCACAAAAAUAAUAUUCAUGACGUUAUUCAAUUUUUGGGUGACACCACAUGAUAUAUAUAUAUAUAUAUAGUUACCAGCCCCAUGCACCAGUCGCCCGUGUAGUUGAUCUUGCGCGCCAAGCCCCACCAUCCCGACACGAGCAGCUUGGUCCCGCGCUUCGUGGGCAUCCACUUCAAGUGCUUGACACUGUCGCCGUGGGGGUCUGUUCGGAACGCGUCCUUUUGGGCGUUUGCCCCGCGAAAGAUGGCGUACCCCAACAUAUUGAGCGCGACAAUGGCGGCAAUCACAGGAACGCUCAAUUGCGGGUCUCGGUCCACAAGGUACCGCGCCUGCAACGAGUACGUGAACGGCACCCACGUAAGGUCUCCGAACGCCAGCAUGUAGCCAAACCCGUCGGUCGUGAUAUCCAUGGUUGUGAGCACGCACUAGAAGGGGUAUAAAAAACGGGUAGCAAACACGUAGCAAACAAAACCACCGAACCUUUUCGUGCCACAACGCGUCCCAGACGUACAGGAGUUGAAAAAACACGACGCACGCCAUGGAAUGCGACACCGUUCCGUGGAGCUCGAGCUGUUUGGCCAGCAUGCCCAGGUUGAGCACUGCCCAGCCAAUCAGACCGGGUCGGAGCUCGCAAAAGUACUUCAAGUCAAACGUGCCAGUGGAUUGCGUGCGAAAGUUGAGUUCGCGGCCGAUGAAAAAGUUGAACACGGCGGACGGCGACGUGCCCUGCUCGGCACAUAGGACGUCAGGGCGGCGGAAGGAUACGACGUACACGAACACGCUGAUCAAGAAGGAGAGGAGGAUGGCGCCGACGGCCAGGUGGAGGUAGUGGUCGUACGCGUACGUCAAGGGCGCAACGCCUUGAAGAUGGCCAAUGGCGACGAUGGCCAUGGACAGCCAGAAGCACGUGUGGCCGUUCACUUUGUACACCAGUCGGUCCUUGGUCGGCAGCACCACUCCGUUGUGAAACUCACCCGGUACCAACCGUUCCAGCAGCACUUGCAACCCAAACCAUCCAAACACAACCGCAAUGGCCUUCGCGUCGACAAGAUCGCUCCACGACAACGUCGUCGUGACUUGGAUGUACAGCUCCCCAAAGUCAAAUCGGUUGUCAAUGCAGUACGACGCAUUGCACCCAGCAAAGAGGAAUACGACCACGACUGGCAAGAUGCACAUGAUGACGAACGAUCCAAUCGGACCGCCAAAGUCAUACGUGAAUGGCUUGGAGUGCUUGGACUGUUCCGACGCUGCUGCCGCGGCGGGUGGCGUUGCAGCCGCCGACUUGCGUUGGUGCAUGAGGUUUCGUUUCAAAAUGGUCGUGCCGUCGCACUGCGUAGUCG
Aphanomyces astaci is the source of this 5190-nucleotide messenger RNA. RefSeq lists its product as hypothetical. The transcript has 10 exons. Gene Ontology annotation, biological process: negative regulation of RNA catabolic process; regulatory ncRNA-mediated post-transcriptional gene silencing. The record is from RefSeq and is a predicted model, not a curated record. Bases 18 to 3422 code for a protein of 1134 amino acids. Gene Ontology annotation, molecular function: protein binding. NCBI's taxonomy places the organism in Eukaryota, Oomycota, Saprolegniomycetes, Saprolegniales, Verrucalvaceae. Gene Ontology annotation, cellular component: catalytic step 2 spliceosome.